Perognathus longimembris pacificus (Pacific pocket mouse) is the source of this 1594-nucleotide messenger RNA. It is a transcript of the gene Orai3, whose product is annotated as ORAI calcium release-activated calcium modulator 3. Gene Ontology annotation, cellular component: membrane. Bases 203 to 1081 code for a protein of 292 amino acids. Gene Ontology annotation, biological process: store-operated calcium entry. NCBI's taxonomy places the organism in Eukaryota, Metazoa, Chordata, Mammalia, Rodentia, Heteromyidae. The transcript has 2 exons. The record is from RefSeq and is a predicted model, not a curated record. Gene Ontology annotation, molecular function: store-operated calcium channel activity.
CCCAGCCCCGCCUCUGCCCCAGUUCCUGUUUCGGCCUCCGCUAUCCCGCUCGGCCCUCAGUCCCGGCACUUCCCCCGCCAGGCCACUUCUUCCUGGGCGCCCGCCACCCACGCCCGCCGGCCCCGCGGGUGAUGAGGCUUCCCGCCGGCGCGGCCCCGCCGUGACCCCCCGGCACGCGGUGCCCGGCGCCGCGGCCCCCAAGAUGAAGGGCGGCGAGGGGGAAGCGGGCGAGCAGGCCCCGCUGAACCCCGAGGCGGAGAGCCCCGCAGGCUCCGCCACGUACCGAGAGUUCGUGCACCGCGGCUACCUGGACCUCAUGGGGGCCAGUCAGCACUCGCUGCGGGCGCUCAGCUGGCGCCGCCUCUACCUCAGCCGGGCCAAGCUCAAGGCCUCCAGCCGCACGUCUGCCCUUCUGUCGGGCUUCGCCAUGGUGGCCAUGGUGGAGGUACAGCUGGAGAGUGAGCAUGAAUAUCCACCGGGCCUGCUGGUGGCCUUUAGCGCCUGUACCACUAUACUAGUGGCUGUGCACCUUUUUGCACUCAUGGUCUCCACAUGUCUGCUGCCCCACAUUGAAGCCGUGAGCAAUAUCCACAACCUCAACUCUGUCCACCAGUCACCACAUCAGCGACUCCACCGCUAUGUGGAGUUGGCCUGGGGCUUCUCCACUGCCCUGGGUACUUUUCUCUUCCUGGCUGAAGUUGUCUUGGUGGGCUGGGUCAAGUUUGUGCCCAUUGGGGCUCCCCUGGGCACAUCAGCUUCCAUGGUACCGACAUCUCAGGUGCCAUCUGUGACCACUUCCCUCAAUCCAUCUCCCAACCUCCCAGCAGCCUCUGCCUCUAUAGCCCCUUCACGGACUGAGUCUCCUAAGAACUGCUCACCCCAGCAGACGUGUGGUGGUGGGGCCCACGGGCCGGGCUGGCAAGCAGCUAUGGCUUCCACAGCCAUCAUGGUGCCAGUAGGACUUGUGUUUGUGGCCUUUGCCCUGCAUUUCUACCGUUCUUUGGUGGCCCACAAGACAGACCGGCACAAACAAGAGCUGGAGGAGCUGAGUCGCCUGCAGGGGGAGCUGCAGGCUGUGUGAGCCUGGCGUCAGCCUCUGCUGGGAGAUCUGCCUCUCUCCCAAAGGUCUGGAAGGGCUCUAGGGCCUAAAGACCAUCUCUGCCCCUGGCUGGAGUCACUCCUUGUGUGACCCAUCUCAGGUGGCUGGAUGACUGCAGCCGUGGGGGAGGGGGAGGUAUCUCACCUUCCCAGGGAUGGUUUCCUGUCAGCCCAUGGGUUUUGUAAGCUCUGUUUUGUCUAGCUGGAAGGAACAAGAGGGCAAGUAGAAUCCUCAGUCCAUGGAUCCUGGGGGCAGCUGAGGAGAGGAAGGUGGCCCUAGUGAGACCCUUGGUACCUACCCUCAAUGACUUACUUCUCUAGGAUGGCUAGGUCAGAAGGUGACAUACCCACACAGCUGCCACUAGGCAGUCAACCCUUGCUCCAUCUGUGUGGGAUCUGUAUAUCUGUAUUACAGUUGAUUUUUUUUUUGGGGGGGGGUGCUGGUACUAGGGCUUAAACUCAGGGCCUGGAUGCUGUACCUUAGCUUUUUCACUCA